Messenger RNA from Drosophila virilis, 5421 nucleotides. RefSeq lists its product as uncharacterized. Lineage: Eukaryota; Metazoa; Arthropoda; Insecta; Diptera; Drosophilidae. The record is from RefSeq and is a predicted model, not a curated record.
AGCGUGUGCUUUUUGGAUAAAAUAUAUAACGUACCGGGAUACCAAAUUUAUAGUUCAUAGUUUAAAUUUUCUUUUUUGCUAAAUUAAUAGUUACGUAAUUAGCAAAAAUGCUUAAAAAAUUUGUCGAGGUUAAUGCGGACGAAAGUCCUUCGGUGAAUCCGUACGCCGUACGCACAUAUAUGGGUGAUAAUGUCACAACAGAAUGGAAGGUCGAGAAUUGUCCGCCGCGUGAACGUGUCUGCCUAAAAAAGCCGCCAAACUCAACUAUUUCCCAUGUGCUAACCAUUGAGGAUGAGCUGCGCCGUUUGCACCAGAAGGCCGAAGAAUCCAGGUUCGCUCGCCCAUACAAGAAAACCUGUGAACUCUACGAUGAGUUCACCAUGUGUAUAAUACCGCAACGAACACCAGGCGAAUUAAAGUCCAACGCCGAAUUGCGUGAACGUGUCCUGAUGGCCAAAGCCGACCCUGGACUGGUGGAGCACGACGCAAGACUGGAUAAGAUUUGUCCCAAAGAUCUGGUCGCACUCAACAGUCCCAUGAACAUGAACGAGGAGGAAGAGGAGGAGGACGACGGAGAAGGCGAAGAAGAGAGCGAAGUCAAGCCACAGCUGGCCACACCAGAAUGCAGUUCCGACAUGAUAAUCAUACCUGACAAGCGCAUGCUUGAAUUGAAACGUCCUAAGAGUCGCAUUUAUUUAAACGAAACACAAGUCGGCCCUCUGGAAGAGUUGCCUUUCCCAACGUAUGAUCCACGUGUCAUACAAGAGGGAUUGGAGGGCGAAAAUCUGAGAUCCUAUGAUAUUAUUGAAGGUUGCAAUCCACAAGAUUUGUGGACCUGGAAUAUGGGCCUGCAAAGGCGAGAAAUUGAAAUGGAUCAGGAUUUUAUAACUGCUGCAUUGCCGAAAUAUGGUCACGACAUCGGACUCACCGUCUAUAAUAUACCCACACAGCUGGAGAAAACCUUUACGGCCGAAAUUGUGUUCGGUAAUCGUAACAUUUAUCCUGAACCAAAUAUGGAACCAUUUCGCCAGAGAUACUAUUAUCGACCCAGCGAAAUAGCUGCCAUUAUAAUUGCCUUUGUGGAGACAUAUCAGGUGAAUCCGGAUUUCUGGACUGCCGGCACCAUGGACGGCAUAUUGAAACGUGCCGUAAAGCUAACAAAGAAGAGCAUUAAUCUCAACUACAAGUCGGAGGAUAAUGACUUUGACAUAUUGCCGCAGGUGAUGGAACGUCAGGCGGCUGUUAAGAUCAAGAUACACUUUACGGGUCAGUUCAAGAACGAGCCUAAUAUUUAUAAGGCUCUGUCGUUGUUCUUUUCCAAAUACAAUGCCUGCAUCUUUACCUCACGUGAUAUGUUUCUAUUGAUCUGGAAACGCUGCAUCAAUUCCUUCUUUAUCUUCGAUCCCAAUGGACGCAACGAGCUGUGCCAGCGGGACUUCAAGGAUGGCAUGUGCUCCUUGAUGGCCACACGCUUUAUGGAGCACUUGGUGCAUUUGAUAACCAAGUUCAGUGACCUGACCGACAACGACGAGUUCAACAUCUAUGAAAUAACACUGACACAGUAUGGCAAGCUCAAGGAGGCGCCCAUUAAGAAGGACAAGGAAUAUCACUACCACAAGCUCUGGGCCGUUGUUAAUGAGCAUUUCGCAGUAAAAACUGGCGGCAACAGCGGCAUACAACAGCCCAUUUCUGGCACGGAAAAGAACGCCUCGCUGGUCGUGUCGCUCAUUGCGCUGAUCUACUCAGAAUUCGAGCUGGCCAAGCUGUGGCGACCCAUGACCAUUGAUGAUAUUAUUCGGUAUGGCGUGGCCUACUACAAGACGCUGCGCAAAAAGUUUCGACUCGAUGGUAAACGCUGGAAGAACAAGAAACCCGAAUUGAAUGUCGUCGAUUUGCCGGAGAUGUUUCUGAUGGGCGCUUUCAAGGCAACGGUGCGCAAGUAUCCCUUCCUGAUAACCGGUCAUGUGACCGACUGCAAAUCGUACCUGGAAUCCCAGCUAACCCAUGCGCUGCAGGCCCUUUUCGAAAAGCCCGAGUGGCCGGCAGCCUUGCUACAGAUUGAUAAUUCCGUGAUGGCCAUUUGGCGCGAUCGCGAGUUCUUCUAUGUUUUCGAUCCGUUUCGACGCAAUCGCGUCGGCAUGGUGGUGGAUCCUGAUGAUUAUCGGAUCAAGGGUCUGGCCGUAUUGCAAAUGCAUACCACGUUCGAUUCCUUUGUGCGGAUUCUGUACCAGAAUGCGUUGAAGAUGCGUCGCGGUGGCAAAUUCUUUAUUCACGGUAUUCGCACGGGCUGCAUUCGCCCGUUACAGGUGAUGACGCAGCAGUCGAACAAGUUUCCCGCGCUGCAAAUGGGGCUGCCCACAUUUACAGACGAACCGGCGGAGGCGGAGCUGGCCCAGAAGAAGAGUAUUGAGAGCAUACCCGAGGAGGAGCGCAUUCCUGCGAAAGAGGAGAAGGAAUUCAUAGAGGAGCUCAUUCUCGGCAUUAUCAAUGGCAUUAUUAAGGAUCUGCCUGAGCCGAAAUUGGAUCGCCCACAUCUGUACAGACAGGCGCAAAAGGUGCUCCUGGCCACCGACAAGGAAAAUCUGCGCGCGCUGCGUCUGAAGAUAAAGCGCGGCUACGAGCUGGGCGAGGAGGAGGAAAAGCCAGAUCUGAAGCGUGUGUUAACCAUCGAGGAGGAGCUGGAGCUCAAAUCCAAUUACCAGACACUGCACGAUGGCGCCUACAUCAUUAUGGGCACCACAAAGCUGCCGCAAUUGGAUCCAGAAAUGACCAAACUGGGCGGCGUGCUGGCAGCCCUUGUGGCCACGGCAGUCUCUGCCAAGUACAGAGUAUCCACCUGGAAUGCAGAUCUUGUUGAGUUCUGCAUCUAUUCGGUCAACAAAUUCGGCGAUGACUAUCAAAACUACGAGCUAAUUCUGUCCUGCUUGCUGAACAAGAAGCUGCCAGACAUAGCCGUUGGCGAGAGCAACUUCUCGCUGGUGGUCUCCGAAGUCUACAAGUCCUCGGUAUCAUCAUCACUGCGCCAGGAUCUGCUCGAGCUGCUCAUCGACAACAAUCGCGUCCUGGUUGUCUGUCAGCAUUUCUCGUGCGUCAUCUUCAAGCGCUACAAUUUGCUGUACAUGUUCAUUGGCUUCCCCUGCAAUGCGAUUGGGUAUCGCAAGGGCGGCCCAGGACCGGCCUGCAUGAUGCGCUUCAUUGAGCUGGACUCGCUGAUACGUCGCAUUGAGUUUGGCUGCAACCCUCAGGGCUGUACGGUCAUGAAUUAUAUUGUGGCCGCCAUAAAGAUUGUGGAUAAUAACAUUAAGGGUCGCUUCCGUCGCUGGCCCAAAUCGGACGACGAUGCAGAGUUCAAUGCAGAGAGUUUGCGCAAAAAGAAGUUGCGCGAGCAGCGUCUGGAGAAGAUGCGCUUCAUUGACGAGGAGCUCAAGAAGGAGAACAAGCGCAUACAGGACUAUCUGGCGGCCAAGCGGGAGCACGAGGAUCGUAAACAUGGCAGAAAACCGGAGUACAAGGACCUGGGCAUUGACGAGGGCAUGGGCGAGGAGGAGAUGGACUUUAUGGAUAUGGAGGAGGAGGCCGAGGGCGAAGAGGAGGUCGAACUGAAGCACAAGCCCGGCAAGCGUCUGCCCAAGGAGGUACACAAAGCCUACAAGCCACGCCCCAUUUUAUACGGCUAUCGCAUGCGCGAGAAGGACUGCAACUUUAAGAUCCAAGGCAGCAUGAACAUGGAAGGCCGUGAAGAUGGCAGCUUCAAGGAGAUCAAACCCUGCUACUUUGCCAGUGCCCUGGCCAUACUCAGCGUCUCGCUGCGCCCGCUCAAUCGCUGGAACUCGUAUCGCAUUGAUCGGGUCAUCACCCACGCCAAGUCCAUUGCGACUCGUGUCUGCGAUCUGGAGUCCGUCUUCGAGCGUGUGGUGCGCCAUGUGACGAUCGAUGAGUACGAGUUCGACAUCUGGAUACGCAUCUUGGAGCCGAUGGGCAUGUGGACGCCGGCACCGAAGCCGCCUACAGUUACCGCGGAAGCGGCGCUGACCACGAUCAAGAAGAAGUUGCAGAAGGUGCUCAAUACGCGCAAGUAUUUGAUGAUCUUCACGCCGAAUGGUUGCUUCGCCCUGUACCACGAUGAGUUCUAUCAUCUGUUCGAUCCAUAUGCGAGCAUGGACAAGCCAGGCGAGGAAGAAGAGGAGGAGGCGGACAAUGCCGAUGGCGAAGAAGGCGACGAUGGCAAGAAAAAGAAAAAGAAGUGCCCAAAGGGACCCAAACGCUAUCCAGAGCGCAACACUGCCUCCUGGGUGCUAUUUGCCGAUGUGGAUAGCAUGCUCAAGUACAUAGAUAAGCGCUGUUCCCAGCCGGACUGGAAGGAGCAGAAUCAGUAUAUGUUCUAUGUGGUUGAUGUGCUAUCCUACAAGAAGGCAGCGCCCAACGCACGUAUCCUACAGUUGCUGACUGAUCUAUCAAUACCCAUGACUUGCUCCAAUCGCCAGUACGGACGUCCAGAGUAUGAGAUUUGUGCCACCAACGAGUCCCUGGGCUGGCUGGAGCUGGAGAACUGUCUGCCCGUGUGGAGCCGCAUGAAUCGACGCAACACAGCUGGAAAGUAUCGCAACCUGCCGCUGAGCAAGCUAAAGAAGUACGACGUGGAGAUUGAAGGUCGCCUGUGGUCCUUGUGGGGUAAUCUGCAUCCUGAGGCGCCUGUCUUCGAGGACCAAUUGCGUGGACGUCAAUAUCUCGCCAUCUAUGUAGUCGCCUGUUGUGCGGCCAGUGUAUACAACCUCAUGGAUUGGAGCGCCCAACUGCUGGACACAGUCGUCGUCAGUGGCAGCAAAUACUUCCAGGAGAGCAUAGCUCAAAUAACGCAAGAGGACUAUGAGUUCUCCUUGGAGAACCUCAACAUCGAUUGCGCCUUAGAAACAAUUAACUUUGUAGUGCAUAUCGAGCACGUGUGCUACGGCAAGCUCUAUCGCGUGCCCACCUUCAACCGCAUGAAUCUCUCCGAGGCGCUCAUCUACUUCUUUAGCCAUUACCAAUUCGGCAUUGUGAUGGUUCGCAAGCGUGCAUUGGCCAUUGGAUUCUGUCCGGGCCACGACGGGGGUUACUUCAUGUAUGAUUGCCAGGAGAAGGAUCAGCCGCUCUUCCCCAAACAGCAGGGCGCCUCGUACCUACUCCGCACACGACAUCUGCAAGUGCUGCUCUACUGCAUUGUGGUCACCCUGAAUGUGCCCUUCUACAACAUUGACUUUAGCAUUCACAAGGUGGAGAUGUUGCGUGAGGGUGCCACCGUUGAGAACGAGGAGGAGGAGGGCGGUGAGGGCGAAUAGGAGCGACAGCGGUUCUCUUGUGUACAUGAGGUGCUGUGUUUUAGUAAAUAUUUGAUAUGGAUUUUUAUGCAACGGCUUAGUAAUAAACAGAAUAACUACAAAA